GGAAGUGAUGGAAAUUGUUAUUUAGAAAAAGGGCAAAGUCCUGAACAGUUCGUUGCUGUAGGAUUUAUUAUGAUGGCGAUUUUUUGCUGGAUGAUAUUUGGAUUAAUUACUUUCCAAAUUUAUAUGAUGUGGAAUUCACUAAGCGAAAGGAUGCAAUCAAAACAAAAAUGGCGACAAAUUUUGUUUAAUGAUGGGCUAUUUUAUUUGGGUCUGAUAUCAUCGUUUCAAACAAUAAAUGUAAUAUUCAUCUUAGCAUCCGAAGAUGAAGAUUACCUUAAUCGUUUCAUCAACGUAACACCUGCCCUAAUUCUCACCGUCAAGGCUCCAGCACCAAUUGUUCAAAAUAAUAGUUCAUUUUUUCAAAAUAAUAGUUCAUUUGUUCAAAAUAGUGGUUCAAUUAUUAUAAAUAGCAUGCUAGAAGUUCCAAUAGCUACUUCACGUAAUCGAAGCAUAUCAUCAAAUAAUUCAUUUGCCGGAAUUCCUAUUUCACCACCAACUCCGAUAAUGGUUUCAGAUUUCGGAACUUCUUUAACAACAUUUUUUAAUAAUUAUACAUCGAUAAGCCUAGAAAGCAGUCAACCAAGUAGUAAACAUACUAGCUCUAUUAGGAGAUCACAAGGAAGAGUGACAGAAUCAAAUGAUUAUUAUUAUUUUCGCUACAGCGAAGCAAAUGAAUUUGAUGAUGAUAUAUUCCUAUUUCCCGCUAUACCACCACAAGCCCCCUCAAAACCAAAUGUGAAACCACCAAGACCUGGAUUUUUCUAA
Messenger RNA from Dentiscutata erythropus, 765 nucleotides. Lineage: Eukaryota; Fungi; Glomeromycota; Glomeromycetes; Diversisporales; Gigasporaceae. The record is from the annotation of a GenBank genome assembly.